AUGCCGCCGAAAAGGAAGCUGAAGCAAGAGCCCGCUGAUGAAACUGCAGAGCUGUUAGAGGUCAAUGGCACUGCUACGAACGGCGUGAAUGGCGAUGCAGCAGCGCCCACCAAGAAGCGACGCACGAAGAAGGAAUCGAUCGAAGCGACAGUGACAGAAGAACAACCAGCCGCAACGCCAAAACGAUCGCGUGCUACGAAGGUGAAAGUGGAAGUCGAAGAAGAGGAAGAAGCAGUAGAAGGCGCAGCGCCGAGUCUUCCCAAGCGGAAGCGCAAGGUCAAGGAGGAAAUCAAGCAAGAGGAGGAAGUCGAUGGGAACGGGGAAGUCGUUGAGAAGACAGCCAAGAAGAAACGGAAGACGAAGGAAGAGAGGGACGCAGAGAUGAUACCAUUGGCGAGCAGAACACUCGGACACAGGCUCUUCAUCGGGGCACAUGUUAGUGCUGCUGGAGGCGUCCAUAAUGCCAUCGCCAACAGCGUCCACAUCGGCGCCAACGCCUUUGCCCUCUUCCUCAAGUCCCAACGCAAGUGGGCUAACCCACCCCUUCUGGAGGACGUAGCAUCCUCUUUCCACGAGAAGUGCGGUCAUCAUUCCUAUACUCAAUCUCAACAUGUAGUGCCUCAUGGGUCCUAUCUCGUCAAUCUGGCGCAUACGGACAAGGCCCGCACGGCUCAAGCCUACGACUCCUACCUCGAUGACUUGAAACGAUGCGAAGCAUUGGGGAUAAAGCUGUACAAUAUCCAUCCGGGCAAUACUGCCGGGAACGAUAGAGCUGUGGCGAUACAGCACCUCGCCUCGAACAUCAAUCGAGCCCAUCAAGAGACAAAGAGCGUAAUCACACUCCUCGAGAACAUGGCAGCAGACAACAACACCAUCGGCACAACCUUCGAAGACUUACGGGACAUAAUCUCUCACGUCGAAAACAAAGAGAGGAUAGGUGUCUGCAUCGACACCUGCCACGCCUUCGCCGCAGGCUACGACCUCAGAACACCCGAAACCUUCAAAUCCACCUUUGAUCAAUUCUCCUCCAUCGUCGGAUUUCAGUACCUUCGCGCCCUACACAUCAACGACUCCAAAGCGCCCCUCUCCUCCCACCGCGACUUGCACGCAAAUAUAGGAACCGGCUUCCUCGGCCUCCGCGCUUUCCACAACCUCGUCAAUGAUCCACGAUUUGAGGGAUUACCGCUUGUGUUAGAGACCCCGAUCGAAGUGCGAGACGAUGAGGGGAACCUGGUGAAAGAUGAGAAAGGGAAGGAGAAAGAAGAUAAGGGCAUUUGGGCGAGGGAGAUUAAGAUGCUCGAGGGGAUGGUGGGGAUGGAUGUGGAGGGGGAGGAAUUUUUGAAAAUGGAGGCUGAGUUGAGUAGGAAGGGGGAGCCGGAACGGAAGAGGGUCAUGGAGCAGGUUGAGAAGAAGAAGGAGAAGGAUUCUAAGAAGGCUGAGAAGGGGAGUAAGAAAGCUGGACAGACAAAGGGGAAGCGGAAGGGGAAGGUGGAGGAGAGUGAGAGCGAGUUGAGCGAUGAGGAGGUGUAG
Fulvia fulva is the source of this 1530-nucleotide messenger RNA. RefSeq names its product Apurinic-apyrimidinic endonuclease 1. Gene Ontology annotation, molecular function: zinc ion binding; DNA-(apurinic or apyrimidinic site) endonuclease activity; DNA binding. NCBI's taxonomy places the organism in Eukaryota, Fungi, Ascomycota, Dothideomycetes, Mycosphaerellales, Mycosphaerellaceae. The record is from RefSeq and is a predicted model, not a curated record. Gene Ontology annotation, biological process: base-excision repair. The transcript has 2 exons. The coding region runs from base 1 to 1530 and encodes 509 amino acids. Gene Ontology annotation, cellular component: mitochondrion; nucleus.